UAAUCACUCGCUUCUUGUCAUUUGUUUAGUGACUUUAAAUGUAAUUUUACGUUUAGUAAUUUCCCAUUUUUGUAAAUUAUUUGUGAUUUGAAUCGAGAAUGUAGGGGUUUGGGUCUAUAUUCGCUAUCUAAUUUUUUUAGUCAUGAUGGUUUUAUUUACAUUUAAAUUCUGCUGAAAUUUUAAAAACAAUCAAGCGUAAUGUGUAUUAUGAUCAUUCUACAAUAACAACAAACCCGACAGGAGGGAUCUAGUGUGCAAGGAUGAUUUAGAUGCUGUCAUUUUGAUUGUUUUAAGUGAAGUUCGAUAUAAAAUGAAGUCAGUACAUUUGCCAGUAUUAUUAUUAGACUUUGUCCAGUGUGAGAUGUGAUGGAGGGAGAACAAGAUAUAAGAAACUCUAAAACGAGUGGAAACCUCUCGAUGUCAAGAGGAUAUACAGUUUUAACCUGGCACAGUACUACUGUGAAUAAGACAUCAGCUAAUGGACUGGAGAGCAGUACCGUCCAGAGGCAGCAGCUGGAACUGCAGCUUCUGAUAGCAGAACUGAAAGACCGUGACGUGGAGCUCAAUAACUUGGCUGUAGCCCAUCACAGGCAGCUGCUGUCCUGGGAACAGGACCGACAGAGAGUGCUGAUCCUGGAACAGAGAUGUGCCCGACUGAAGGAUGGGGUGCAGAAGUGUAAUGAUGUGAUCAGAGAUCACAGUAAGCGGACGAUGGUCAUGGAAGCAAGAGAUGAGGACGUGCACAGAGAACUCAACAGCACUCAACAGGAGCUACACGAGCUGAGCCAGAGAGAGCUGAACACCACCAGACAUCAGCAAGACCUGGAGGCGAAGAAUCAGAGCCUGAACUCCACCAUCAUGAUGCUCUCAACACAGGUGGGGCAGCUGCAGGUACGAGAGGAGGAGCUCAACUCAAUGCUCAAACUGAAGGACAAAGAUGUGAUUGGGGCCACCGAUCACAUCUUCGAGCUGUCUGGUCAUCUAUUUGAACUAGAAAAAUCACUAGAAGAACUGCAAACACGUGAAAGCAAAACACUGCGAGAAACAGAGGAACACAAGCACUGUUUCAGAGAGGGCAGACAUGAAAAUACACAACUCAGAGCUGACCUUCAGGAGAAAACCAUUGUGAACAACAUUCAGAGAGAAGAAGUCUUCUGCUUAAAACAGGAAAACCAGCUGCUGAAGAAAGAGCACACUGCGGUUGAGCUCCAGCUACUAAGUGAAGAUAAGAGCUGGAAAGAUGAGUUACUUGAACUAUCCCAAUCAAAACAAGCCCGAGCCGAGUCCGAGUCCGAGUGCCUGCGACAGGUUUGUGAAAACCAGCAGAAUGACCUGCAGCUGCUAAAGCUGAACUUGGAGAGCGCCAGGGAGAAGCUUCGAACUUGUGAGGGUCAAAGGUCACAUGGGAGUGCGUCAGAUCUGAGCUGUCUUCACCUGGAUUGCCCCUCACCCCAAAGUGGGCGGUGCCCUGCUUGUUUGCAUGAUUCUGCACUAAGCAUCGAAUUCAAUAGCAAUGAGAAGGGGUACAGCUCAUCCACAAGUCGUUUACAGCGUUUGCUGGCUGAUUCUCUGGAAAUGGUGGCAAGUUUAGAAAACUAGCAGAUAACUUGUCAGUCCAACUCAAAGUAGUCAUGACAACGGCAGCCAUCUCAAUCACUCAUAGCCCUCCACCCAUUAUCGGACUACCAGGGUAUAUUCCAUAAAGAAGAUGUAGAGGAUGUUAUUAUGACAUCAUAGAAUUCUUUUGCAUUCUUAAAUAUUUUAUGCUCCAUUUAAAUUAUGUUUCAAUUUUAAAUUGUUGCUGAUUGACAUUCCUUUUGUAUCAUUUCCAGUAGGAGAAUCAGUCCCAAAUUAAAAGCGGUCUGCACUCACAACAAGGAAACAAGUAAUAUGGUCAAUAGAGCUACAAGGUCCAGCAAAUUCUUGUUUAAUGCCGCCGUCUAUCACUGCUUCUGGAAAUAAAUCUAUUUUUGGCAACCAAAGAUGAGUUUUGCAAAGCUAACAAAUUAUUUUACCAGUAAGAUUUUCGAUACAAAUGAUUUAACUCUAUAUUUUUAAUUGAAAACUAUGUUUUUAUGACAAUUAAUGAUGAUUUAGAUUGCACUACCUCCCUAUUUAUAAACCAAUUGUUUCUUAAAGUGUUCAUCUUUCAAGAUGGCUAAAUGGUGCUGGCUGUUUUUUGUCAUUCCAUUUUCGCUGUCAUCUAAACUGUUUGGUUUCAAAGUGAAUGAAGUAUGAACUGGCUCAUUGUGCAGAUUAUUGUGUUUGACUCCUGAAAGCCAUAAAUGUAUUCAGAAACUGUAAUGCCUUGUCUUUCAAAUGGGGAUUUUGUGUGAAUCAAA
Messenger RNA from Xyrauchen texanus (razorback sucker), 2342 nucleotides. It is a transcript of the gene ccdc62, whose product is annotated as coiled-coil domain containing 62. The transcript has 11 exons. The coding region runs from base 367 to 1599 and encodes 410 amino acids. NCBI's taxonomy places the organism in Eukaryota, Metazoa, Chordata, Actinopteri, Cypriniformes, Catostomidae. The record is from RefSeq and is a predicted model, not a curated record.